GAGCAUCCCCUUUUUAGAAAGACUGAGUCUCUCCCGGGACAGCUGCUGCGGUCACACCACAAACUUAAAAGCCGCCCUCCCGCUCCGAGCGUGCCUUUCCUCGCCACCCUCGCCUCCCCACAGCUCCAGCUGGUGCCUGGCUCCGCGCCGCUCCCGGCAGGGCGCUCGGGGGGCAGCAGCGCCCCCUGCCUCCCGGCCUGGCCUCUGCGGCCGCAGCCUCCACGCUCCGCCAGGGCCGCCGGCGGCUCCGCGGCUCAGCCAGGGCUGCCGCUCAGAGGAGGUCGCGCCGGUGUCCCGGGUCGCCGCCUCGCACGCCCACCGCCUGCACCCCCUUCCUCUCUCCCAGAAAAGAAAGCGGGCACAAGAGAGAGGGCGAGAAGAGUUCGCGGCAGAAUCGUGGUAACCAUCUGAGUGGUCAAGUUGCUUGUAUCUUAUGCAUACAGACUGAUAUCAGCUGUUUCCCAGGACGUGCCUCGCUCCAUACCAGAUUGAUCUUAACUUCUGAGAUUUAAGAUUAAAUUAACGCUGUUUGAAACAGAACACUGUUUUCAUCAUGAUUGUUACUAAAGAUGAGAGACCAAAGUCCAGAAACCAUGAUUUGUACCUUUUUCAUGCCCUGAUGAUGCUAAGCAUGACCAUGCUGUUUCUUCCAGUCACUGGAACAUCUAAGCAAAAUAUUCCACGACUCAAGCUAACCUACAAAGACUUGCUGCUUUCAAAUAGCUGUAUUCCCUUUUUGGGCUCAUCAGAAGGACUGGAUUUCCAAACCAUUCUGUUAGAUGAGGAGAGGGGCAGGCUGCUGCUGGGAGCCAAGGACCACAUCUUCCUGCUCAGUCUGGUUGACUUAAACAAAAAUUUUAAGAAGAUUUAUUGGCCUGCUGCAAAGGAACGGGUGGAAUUGUGUAAAUUAGCUGGGAAAGAUGCCAAUACAGAAUGUGCAAAUUUCAUCCGGGUACUUCAACCCUAUAACAAAACUCAUGUUUAUGUGUGUGGAACGGGAGCAUUUCAUCCAAUAUGUGGAUAUAUUGAUCUUGGAAUCUACAAGGAGGAAGUUAUGUUCAAACUAGACGCACAUCAUUUGGAGUCUGGCAGACUGAAAUGUCCUUUUGAUCCUCAGCAGCCUUUUGCUUCAGUAAUGACAGAUGAGUACCUCUACUCUGGAACAGCUUCUGAUUUCCUUGGCAAGGAUACUGCAUUCACGCGGUCCCUUGGGCCUACUCACGACCACCAUUACAUCAGAACUGAUAUUUCGGAGCACCACUGGCUCAAUGGAGCAAAAUUUAUUGGAACUUUCCCCAUCCCAGACACCUAUAAUCCAGAUGAUGAUAAAAUAUAUUUCUUCUUUCGUGAAUCAUCUCAAGAAGGGAGUACUUCUGAUAAGACCAUCCUUUCUCGAGUUGGAAGAGUUUGUAAGAAUGAUGUAGGAGGACAACGCAGCCUGAUAAACAAAUGGACCACUUUUCUCAAGGCCAGACUGAUUUGCUCAAUUCCUGGAAGUGAUGGGGCAGAUACUCAUUUUGAUGAGCUUCAAGACAUUUACUUACUCCCCACAAGAGAUGAAAGAAAUCCUGUAGUAUAUGGAGUCUUUACCACAACCAGCUCCAUCUUCAAAGGCUCUGCUGUGUGUGUGUAUAGCAUGGCCGACAUCAGAGCAGUUUUUAAUGGUCCAUAUGCGCAUAAGGAAAGUGCAGAUCAUCGUUGGGUGCAGUAUGAUGGAAGAAUUCCUUAUCCCCGACCUGGUACAUGUCCAAGCAAAACCUAUGACCCACUGAUUAAAUCCACCCGAGAUUUUCCAGACGAUGUCAUCAGUUUCAUAAAGCGGCACCCUGUGAUGUAUAAAUCAGUGUAUCCAGUUGUGGGAGGACCAACAUUCAAGCGCAUCAAUGUGGAUUACAGACUGACACAGAUUGUGGUGGAUCACGUUGUCGCAGAAGAUGGCCAGUACGAUGUGAUGUUUCUUGGAACAGACAUUGGAACAGUCCUAAAAGUUGUCAGCAUUUCAAAGGAGAAGUGGAAAAUGGAAGAGGUAGUACUGGAGGAGUUACACAUAUUCAAGCAUUCAUCAAUCAUCUUGAACAUGGAGUUGUCUCUGAAGCAGCAACAGUUGUACAUUGGUUCCCGAGAUGGACUGGCUCAGCUCUCCUUGCACAGAUGUGACACCUAUGGGAAAGCUUGUGCAGACUGUUGUCUUGCCAGAGACCCCUACUGUGCCUGGGAUGGAAACGCAUGCUCUCGCUACGCACCCACUUCAAAACGGCGAGCUAGACGCCAAGAUGUGAAGUAUGGGGACCCAAUCACCCAGUGCUGGGACAUAGAAGACAGCAUUAGUCAUGAAGCUGCUGAUGAAAAGGUGAUUUUUGGCAUUGAAUUUAAUUCAACCUUUCUGGAAUGUAUACCUAAAUCCCAACAAGCAUCUAUUAAGUGGUAUAUCCAGCGGUCAGGAGAUGAAUAUCGAGAGGAGUUGAAACCCGAUGAAAGGAUCAUCAAAACAGAAUACGGGCUACUGAUUCGAAGUCUGCAGAAGAAGGACUCUGGGAUGUAUUACUGCAAAGCACAGGAGCACACUUUUAUCCACACCAUAGUGAAGCUGACUUUGAAUGUCAUUGAGAAUGAACAGAUGGAAAAUACCCAGAGGGCAGAGCACGAGGAGGGGCGGGUCAAGGAUCUGUUGGCUGAGUCACGGUUGAGAUACAAAGACUAUAUCCAAAUCCUUAGCAGCCCAAACUUCAGCCUCGACCAGUACUGCGAACAGAUGUGGCACAGGGAGAAGCGGAGACAGCGAAACAAGGGCGGCCCAAAGUGGAAGCACAUGCAGGAAAUGAAGAAGAAACGAAAUCGAAGACAUCACAGAGACCUAGACGAGCUUCCGAGAGCUGUGGCUACAUAGUUUUCUAUUUAAUUUAAAGAAAAAAUUCUUCACCUGCAAAAAUACUGUCUUCUCUUUUAUUCAUCCUUAUAUUAACUCAUAAGAGCUUUCCAUGGAGUUUUGCUAAAGCACAAGAACAGUAAUCUGAAUAAGACUGUAUCUGGUGGAUAUGGCAUUAAUAAGGGCAAACCAUGCAUCUGAACCAAUUUUCCAAGAACUAAACUUAUACCUGCACAGUAUCAGAAUUAUCUCAAAAGAGGGGCUUUACAUUUGUAAAUGUUUUACACUCUGAGUUUUUGAAUUUGUUAUGUUACGUAAAUAACUGAGCUAAGAAAGCGUCAAAUUUGACAUUGUCAUAAGGUGCUUUAUUUCCCUUGCAUGGUCUUUAAGCAUGGAGUUUACCAUGCAGUUGUGCUAUAUGUUCUUAUGAACAGAUACAUCAUUCCACUCUAGAACUGGCUACCUGGUGGUAGGAUUGGAGGGAAGACAUAAGAUACAGCUCACAUUAUCAACAGGAACUUUCCCAGUGAGCCAUUCACUCUUGGUGCAUGGUUUAGGAAUCUGGAGAGGUGCAUUACUCCUUUCAGACUCCAGGGGUUACAUUUAGUGUCCUGGAGCAUUGAUUUACUGAAGGGCAUAAAUGUUCCUCCCAGGAUUCCUUAUGACUUGUCAGGAUAACAGGUUCACAGAGAGAAGUUGGUGCUCAGUUAUGUGUCUUUAGAAUAUAUGCUGAGCUUUACAGGGACAGAAUGCUUAAUAAAUAUUUUAAUAGGAUAUGGGAAAGCAUUUUAAUAAAAUAAGGGAAACAUCAUGAUGUAUACUGCAUCCUAAUGGGAAAGCACGCAGCUGGGAUUUGUUAAGAGAAAGAAAGAAAGACAGCCAUAAAUUCUGGCUUUGGGGAAAACUCACAUCCCCAUAAAAAGGAAGAACAAUCACAAAUACAGUGCGUGAAAUGUACUGUAGCUUUACUCACUGGAAUAUAAGUAGCUGCCAAUUUGUAAUCCAUCUGUUAAAAAAAACCUCUAGAUUAUAACAAACUGCUAGCAAAAGUCUGAGGAAAAGUAAAUUUUCUAAAGAAUCAUGGGAAAAAUGAAUACAAAUUUAUUUACAACCAAUGGGAUUUCAGUAUGUACUUCCUCUCUUUUUUGUAGAAAUGCAUCAUGCUCUAUAAAUUAUUUCUAUUUACUGCCUUUAUGCUCUCCCAAAUAUUGGAUUAUUAGAUUUUAUUUGAGUGAAUAGGAAAAAGCAAUAUAUACAUAUAUAGAGAGAAUUAGGUAGACAACAGCGGUGGGGAGCGGGAAUACUAUAUAUUUGUUGAAUAACAGAACAAAUGCAAAAAUUUUGACAACGGAAAGGGUUAAAUUAACUCUUUGACAUCUUUUCUUCACACAAUCUUUUUGCAUUUCUGAGAUUAUAUGCUGUAAUUCAAGUAGCAUUGUUUUAGUAAUUUAAUAAUAAAUAAGCCUACUGCAUGUAAAGAAAACAAACUCACAAUAUUAACAUAAACAUUUUUUCACAUUUUGUUAGCACUUUCAAAUGUUUCCAAUUUGUUCUUUCCUCUGAAUAUGUAUGGUAUGUUUCCUGCCUGUUUAAGAAGGACUCACCUUUCCUUCGUAUAACACAAAACCCUCAGCCUUCUUCUGUUUUGCCUUUUCACGCCGUUUUUAGUGUGAAAUGAAAAAUUAGUCACUUCCUCACAUGGAAGGCAGCUUUUCAGAAAACUAAAUAGCAGACAUAGCUCGUUUCUCAUGCAUUCUACGUGUCUUGAAAAUAAAAGCCUGUGAGAACCCUGUGAUUAUAGGGCAACUUAUUACAGAGUUCAGUAUCAUGUCUGUGACUGGCUUUAUGCUCAAAACGUUCUAUCUUACAUUCAUUGUAUUUGCAUUGCUUACCUACUCAAAGUAGUCACACUGAUCUAUGAGGUUAAGUCGCCUUUUGAUAUGAUACUCAAAUAUUUGUAGAUGUUUUACUGUAAGGAAAACUUAAGGAAGAUAGUUUUUUUUUUUUAAGUGAACCAGAACAAAUCACUCUAUUAAAAAGUAAUUCAUAAGAAUAGUUGUAGCAAGAUCAGACUGCUAACAAGAGUGUUUGUAACUUGAUUUGCUGGCUCAAAAUGUUCCAGGAACUCAUAGUAAGCUCAAAGCAUAUAAGUAGGAGCAUGUUUUUUAAAAGAUUUCCAAAUAUUUGUAUAUCAGACAGUAAUGAUCAAAUUAUGGAUGGCUUUGGGAAAAUUCCAUGAAGCUCAAAUGUUAGGAUGGACUUGUGAAAAUAAAUUUGGUUUUCAUCAAAAUAUGAAUGUCCAAGCCAUUUUUUAAUUAAUUCUUUCUAAUCUUAGUUAUUCAGAAAAAAUUGGGGGGGACAUUUUAAUUUACAGCUAAUAUUCUGGCUGCUUUGGAUCUAAAACUAUAAAUUUAUGAUAAUUAAAAUAUAUUUGAAAUAUUGUUAGUAAAAUAAAAAGUCAUAUAAUAAAUAAACCAUAUGGGCAAAGAUUUAUGUGUAUUUAUAAAGACAGAAGACAUCUAAGCUGCUAUGUUUAAUUUUUGAAUCGUUUAAUUGCCUAGAACGCUUAGAAGAACAGUGUGAAUAUAUUAAAUCUAGAGAUGAGAUACAAUAUAUACUUCCUCACCACUGAAAGUUUUUACCAAAUUUUCUUUGAAAUAAUGAAAAAUGAAAUUAUAGUUAAUAGUUUCAAAUACAUUUGCUAAGAAAUCAGCUCUUUGUGGAGAGGUCUUAAAAUGUCUAUGUUUAUUCUUGGUUUUAUAUUUUUUCCCCUGUUUUGAAUACAUAUGGCUCUGACUUGCAUAUUCUCAUCUGCAUUUCAUUCCAGCUAUUUAUGCUGCUAAAUGGAAUCCUGACUGUCUGCAUUCAUUUACAUUCAAUGUAUUGGGAAUUUUAAGAGUUUGUUUAGAAAUAGAUAGUCUAAAUAAUUAAUUUAUAUAUAAACUGUUUCUUCCCCAAAGAGCUCAAAACAGUACAUUCACAUUAUUGAAUAAACAUUUUUGAAAACCAACCAAAUUAUUUAAGAAAUGGAAAACUGCCACAGAGAAAUUUAGAAAUUUGCAAAAGCCACAACAGUAGUGAAAAAAUUAUAAUUCACACAAUACCUCAUCCAUCCGUUGACUAAAUAACGCUUAUUUACAGCAUGCUGCCUGCAAAAUGGUCUUACUCUUGAAUUUCUCCUUUGGUCUAUGUUUUGGUUCUUUAUAUGCUAUUAAUUUUUGUUUCUGCUGAAUUGUGUAGACUCAACUAAAAAAUAAGUUUACAGUUGUCGGUGCCUGUUUUUCCACGUUACAUUGAAAAUUAAAUUUUCAAGGACAGUUUGGUAGCAUCCACAUGUCUACGAAAUACUAAAUUGAACAAAAGCAUUAAUUAAACACUGAUAUUUUAAAUUUAAAUAUGAUAUUUCAUAUAUAUCAUAAAUGAAAGUGGAAAUCAAAACUGAAAUAGCUUCCCUUUAGAAUUUGUCUUGGACAACAUGUUGGAACUCAUUAGCCUUAUUGGGAAUGGAUAGUUUAGAAAAAAGAGAUAUUUGAAAUGUUUUUAUAGAAAGAAAUAUUUUUUUCUCACAGUAAAUGACCACAAUAUUUAAAUAAUGUAAUUUGCAUGUGAGGUUAAAAAAUGAGAUCUAAAAUUCCAACAUUGUACACAUUGACAGUGCAAAGACAGGAACAUGCACAUGACUUAUACCUCUCAUUUAAAUAUUUAGUCCUAUAAAGUAUUUAUGGUAAGUUUGAUAUAGGUGAUUUGGGGGUGAAGGGCAAAAAUCUGUCAGUUAAUUGUGUAAUUUAAUUCUUAAUAAUUGUAAGUGGUUAGCAAUCUAUUUUGAAUUUGUAGUUUUGCUAUUUUAAAAGAAAUGUAGUCUUGUAAUCUAAAAUAAUGGAAAGUUGUUAAAUGUAUAUUUUGGUUGUAUUAUAAUAAAAUACAAACAUUAGUGUUCUAUGGUUAUAAACAGAA
Messenger RNA from Balaenoptera acutorostrata (minke whale), 6820 nucleotides. It is a transcript of the gene SEMA3D, whose product is annotated as semaphorin 3D. Lineage: Eukaryota; Metazoa; Chordata; Mammalia; Artiodactyla; Balaenopteridae. Gene Ontology annotation, molecular function: chemorepellent activity; semaphorin receptor binding. Gene Ontology annotation, biological process: negative chemotaxis; positive regulation of cell migration; negative regulation of axon extension involved in axon guidance. The record is from RefSeq and is a predicted model, not a curated record. The transcript is spliced from 20 exons. The coding region runs from base 554 to 2887 and encodes 777 amino acids.